GCUCACCAUCAACACGGCCAUCGUGUACAUGCACCGCUUCUAUAUGGUGCAGUCCUUCACCCAGUUCCACAGGAACUCGGUGGUACCAGCAGCUCUGUUCUUGGCAGCCAAGGUGGAGGAGCAGCCUCGUAAGCUGGAGCACGUAAUCAAGGUAGCACAUGCCUGUCUGCAUCCCCAGGAAACUCCUCUAGACACCAAGAGCGAGGCUUACCUGCAACAAGCCCAAGACCUGGUCAUUCUAGAGAGCAUAAUACUGCAGACCCUGGGUUUUGAGAUCACUAUUGACCACCCCCAUACCCACGUGGUGAAGUGCACACAGUUAGUGCGAGCCAGCAAGGACUUGGCCCAAACUUCCUAUUUCAUGGCUACCAACAGCCUGCACCUGACCACCUUCAGCCUGCAGUACACCCCUCCCGUUGUGGCCUGCGUCUGUAUCCACCUGGCUUGUAAGUGGUCCAACUGGGAGAUCCCAGUCUCCACGGACGGGAAGCACUGGUGGGAAUACGUUGAUGGCACUGUAACUCUGGAGCUCUUAGAUGAACUGACUCAUGAAUUCCUGCAGAUCCUUGAGAAAACUCCCAACCGGCUUAAACGCAUCCGGAACUGGCGGGCCUCUCAAGCAGCCAAGAAGUCAAAGGCUGAUGACCACGGUGAAGAUGAGAGCCUGUCAGAGCAGACGAUCCUCAACAUGAUUUCCAGGAACAAUAGUUCGGACAUGAACAUUGCUGGGUUAAUGAGCAUGUCAACGUCCUCGACUGCCGGAGCGGGGCCUCCUCUGCCGGCCACGGCGGACUCGCCCAGCGACCAGAGCGGUGCGGAUAUGUCCCAGCCUGAGCACUGGCUGUCCCAGCAUCCUCCACCCAAGCUGGAGGCUGGCCAGAGUCACAGGACUAACGAAAGCUCAUCGGCUGCUGAGCAUCCUUUACAGCAAGAUGGCGCUGGUUAUCAGAAGCAGAGCGGCAAGAACGCCCCAUCGGCCAAAGUGUCGCUCAAGGAGUACCGGGCCAAGCAUGCCGAGGAGCUGGCGGCACAGAAGCGGCAGCUGGAGAACAUGGAGGCCAACGUGCGGUCUCAGUACGCCUACGCCGCGCAGAAUCUCCUGGUCCAGCAGCAGCGGGAGAGGGAAGUCCAGCAGGACAGCAACCCCUCUCCAAUCAUCCUGAAAAUCCCCAUCGGUGGCUCGGAGAACCCUGAGCGCCCUCCCGGCCCUGAAAAGAGUGACAAAGCCUCGGCUCUGAAGCUGAGGAUCCCGGUGGCAGGUGGAGGUGGGGAGAGGCCACUCCCUUCCAAGCAGGAGGAGAUCAAAAUGCGGAUCAAGGUGCCGACCGCUGCAGACAGGCACGGCUCCUCAGAUGAGAGCAGCGGCAAGAACCGGGAGCACAAGGAGAAACACAAGGGCCACUCUUCUAACCACCACCACCACCACCACAACCACCACUGUCACAAACACUUACACGUCCAGCUUGGCACUGGCCCCAGCAGCGUGGUGAACAAGCGCACGGCCAUGGCCGCAGCCCACGAGCACCAGCCCAAAGUCAGCAAAGCCUCCAAAGGCCCCGGCAUGCCGUUCCCUUACCCCCACCUCCCCGGGGCGGCCCACCUCCCAGGGCACAGCUCGGAUGCGGGCAACCUCCCCUUACCCCAGGCCAACAAAGCCCGGGGCACCCACAGCAAAUCGGACAAGGGUCCCACGGGGGCCAACGGGCACAACGCCAACCAGGCCAGUGACUACCAGGAUACGGUCAACAUGCUGCACUCGCUGUUGAGCGCGCAGGGCAUGCAGCCCACCCAGCCCCCUGCCUUUGACUUCCAC
Pygoscelis adeliae (Adelie penguin) is the source of this 1813-nucleotide messenger RNA. It is a transcript of the gene CCNT1, whose product is annotated as cyclin T1. The annotation marks the transcript as partial. The transcript is spliced from 9 exons. NCBI's taxonomy places the organism in Eukaryota, Metazoa, Chordata, Aves, Sphenisciformes, Spheniscidae. Gene Ontology annotation, biological process: regulation of transcription by RNA polymerase II; positive regulation of DNA-templated transcription, elongation. Gene Ontology annotation, cellular component: nucleus; cyclin/CDK positive transcription elongation factor complex. Gene Ontology annotation, molecular function: cyclin-dependent protein serine/threonine kinase activator activity. The record is from RefSeq and is a predicted model, not a curated record.